AUGUCCUCCGACACACAACUUAGUCAUAACGGGACAUACCGAGGACCGCCCGAGGACCGCCCGAGGACCGCCCGAGGACCGACCGAGGACCGCCCGAGGACCGACCGAGGACCGCCCGAGGACCGCCCGAGGACUGUCCGAGGACUGUCCGAGGAGAUACCAAGGACCGCCCGAGGACAGCCCGAGGACCGCCCGAGGACCGCCCGAGGAGAUACCAAGGACCGUCCGAGGAGAUACCAAGGACCGCCCGAGGACAGCCCGAGGACCGCCCGAGGACCGCCCGAGGACCGCCCGAGGACUGUCCGAGGACUGUCCGAGGAGAUACCAAGGACCGUCCGAGGAGAUACCAAGGACCGUCCGAGGACCGCCCGAGGAUCGCCCGAGGACCGUCCGAGGACCGCCCGAGGACCGCCCGAGGACCGUCCGAGGAUCGCCCGAGGACCGUCCGAGGACCGCCCGAGGACUGUCCGAGGAGAUACCAAGGACCGCCCGAGGACCGCCCGAGGACCGCCCGAGGGCAGCCCGAGGAAAGCCCGAGGAAAGCCCGAGGACAGCCCGAGGACCGCCCGAGGACAGCCCGAGGAAAGCCCGAGGACCGCCCGAGGACAGCCCGAGGACCGCCCGAGGAGAUACCAAGGACCGCCCGAGGACCACCCGAGGACCGCAGAGGACCGUCCGACCUAA
Messenger RNA from Knipowitschia caucasica, 684 nucleotides. NCBI's taxonomy places the organism in Eukaryota, Metazoa, Chordata, Actinopteri, Gobiiformes, Gobiidae. The record is from the annotation of a GenBank genome assembly.